AUGGGAUGUGCUCAGUCUUUGAACAACGGGACGUGCUCAGUCUUUGAACAACGGGAGGCUCUUCUGGACAGCUUCUUAAGGCCAUCCUCGUUUUCUCUGUCGCCAUGCUGUCCAUCUCUGUUCUCCUCCUCAUCCCCUCUUCUUCAUGGGCUGUCCCACACAGAGGGUGGAAAGAGGGUCAACUAUGAAUUCCAAGGGUCUCUGGCCAAUUGUUAUUCCAACUGCUCCUGCCCAGCUAACGCCUUCAACCCAGUGUGUGGAUCUGACAGCACGGAGUACCUGUCACCCUGCCACGCAGGCUGCAAAGAGUACACCAAAGACCCCAACAACAGAUUCAGGGUUCUGGAGUACACAGACUGUAUCUGUACAGCUCACAGCCAGGGUAGCGGUGGGGGUACUGCUCGCCCCGGCCCCUGCCCCAACCAAUGUCCUCACUUCCUGCUUCCUGUCAUGUUCCUCAUCUCUCUGGCCGCGAUGAUCGCCUCCCUAACACACAAUCCUAUCUAUAUGAUGGUCCUCAGAACUGUUCCCCACGAAGAGAAAUCCUUUGCCAUAGGAGUCCAGUUUCUGCUCUUGAGAGUGCUUGCCUGGUUACCGGCCCCAGCCCUGUUCGGCAUGGCCAUCGACAGCUCCUGUAUCUGGUGGAAACGUAUCUGUGGCAACCGGCUGGGCUGUGGUUACUAUGACAAUAACAUCCUGAGAAACAGGUACCUGGGUCUGCAGUUGGGCUUCAAGAUGAUGGGGAUCUUCCUGCUGGGGCUGGUUGGAUGGAAGGUCCAGAGGACCAGGGAGUACAACCUGGGAAAACGGCCUGACGGACCACUGUGAUCUGGGAUACGUCUGACCGCCUGGCUCCUUAACUCCUUCCUCCCUUUCCCGUCUCACACGAUAGAGACUGGCCACCGAGGACCAAUUUUACACCUACCUGCCAUCGCACCGUGCUAUCCAAUCCACCACCUUACUACAAUCUAACCUGUCUCACAGGAGAGAAGAGACUCACCUGCCUCUGAGGUACACUGUGCCUUUCAACUGGUCUGCUAAUGCAGGGUCUGCUAAUGCAGGGUCUGAAUACAACGGAGGGACUAUUAUGAUUCAACUCUGAGCAGCCAGCCCUAUUCCUAUAUAAGUGUCUCACAUGACUCCACCCAGUGGGCUUAUCUUAAUGUAUUUUUCCCACUGUGCUUUUCAACGGAGUGUACUGUGCUGUAUACUAGUAUAUCAACUGUAUACUAGUAUAUCAACUGUAUACUUGUAUAUCAACUGUAUACUUGUAUAUCAACUGUAUACUAGUAUAUCAACUGUAUACUAAGUGUAUCAAC
Messenger RNA from Salvelinus sp. IW2-2015, 1319 nucleotides. NCBI's taxonomy places the organism in Eukaryota, Metazoa, Chordata, Actinopteri, Salmoniformes, Salmonidae. The record is from RefSeq and is a predicted model, not a curated record.